AUGGCUCCGCGCAAAAAGUCGCUGCUGGGCGCGUCGAAUCCUGUUGUGCAGGAUCCUGGAUUCCUUCCUGCGCUGAGCAGCAAUCUUGCGGCGCUGGGCCCUAUGGGUGGAAAUGGGGGUGGUGUGCCGGCGAGUCCGGUGCCGACUGUUCCUCCUGCCAUGUCUUUCGCUCCCACUCCGACACCCAUUGCCACUCCGAGCGCACCCCUGGCCAACACUGUGUCGCUAGUCAACAAGACAGGCACCCAAAGCCUGUACCAGCGCUGCUCGUAUGCACUUGGACGACUACUCCGGAUCGAGGGAAUUGCCUCGUUUUUCACGCUCUCGAACUCGGGACGGGCACCGCCACGCUUGGGACUGCCGCAGGACGACGAGGCGCAAAAGGGGCCCAGGGACAGCACGGUGCGGGCACGCCAGUCGACGGAUCCAGUGCGCCAGUUGUGGGAUCUCUUGGCCCUUGGUGUUCCCCUCUGCAUCCUCUACAAUGCCCUGCCUGGAGUCGACCCACUGCAGAUCGACUGCAGCAUCGAAGAAACAGAACGAAAGCUGGCUCAGGCGAGUGCAGAGUCCAAGACUCCAACGAAUAAACAUGCCAAACAUGCCACUGCCUUUUUCAUCAUGGGACUCAAGCAGCUCGCCGAGUCGGGCGAUCUACGUGGCCAGCCAGAGAUGUUUACCGUUUCAGAGCUCUUUGGAAACAAUACAAAUGGCUUUGUCAAGGUCGUCUCGACUGUCAUAUUCCUUCUUGAACGUCUCCCCGAAUCCAUCUUUUCACCCGCUCCUCCCAGUCCCCCCAGCCUUGUAUCCCAAUUCAGCACUUCCAUACCCGCCACACCCGGCCUCUUCCCAUCCGACUCGCUCGAUUCCCUUACCUCACCCGUCGACGCUCCCUCCAACGGCUUCCCCUUUCCCCCCACCGCCCCAUCCCUAUCAGACGACGAGUCCUUCCGCAAAAAACACAUCCAGGAGACUCUCGAUGCCGAGCGAAAAUACGUCGCUGACCUCGAAGUCAUGCACGAAUACGCACGCGAGCUCAUUCAGAAGAACGUCGUCGAUGCCGACACGGUCCAUCAUUUGUUCCCCGGUCUUGGAAAGCUCUUGGAUUUUGGCCGUAGGUUCUUGAUCGAGAUGGAGGGCACCGCACAAUGUCCGUGGGAGGAUCAGCGUUGGGGCUUAUUGUUCAUUGAUAACGAGGAGGAAUUUGCCGUAUACGAACCAUAUUGCGCCAACUAUACCAAUGCGAGCGAGCUGAUGCUGUCUCAAGAGCAGAAUCUCAUGACUUUCGAUUACCUGACGUCGAGGUGGAGCCUCCGGGGUCCUACCUUUGCCUUUUUGGAAAGGGUCGCUCUGGGCAACGGCCCGCACGGGUUGUCAUGGUUCUUUCGCGAUGGGUCCAAGGUCGGAUUCACAGUCGGAGAUGGGAUUCAAAAUCGAGGAGCUAGUGAUGCAGAGGUCGGAACUGGCAAUAUGAAACUUCGGUUCGGAUUGGGAUUGGGUCGUCUCCCCUCGUCGAGAUGA
Messenger RNA from Rhizoctonia solani, 1518 nucleotides. Its product is annotated as Rho guanine nucleotide exchange factor scd1. The coding region runs from base 1 to 1518 and encodes 505 amino acids. Gene Ontology annotation, molecular function: guanyl-nucleotide exchange factor activity. Gene Ontology annotation, biological process: septin ring organization; establishment of cell polarity. NCBI's taxonomy places the organism in Eukaryota, Fungi, Basidiomycota, Agaricomycetes, Cantharellales, Ceratobasidiaceae. The transcript is spliced from 5 exons. Gene Ontology annotation, cellular component: cytoplasm; mating projection tip; nucleus. The record is from RefSeq and is a predicted model, not a curated record.